This is a messenger RNA of Lates calcarifer (barramundi perch), 1730 nucleotides long. RefSeq names its product dual specificity protein phosphatase 26. NCBI's taxonomy places the organism in Eukaryota, Metazoa, Chordata, Actinopteri, Centropomidae. The record is from RefSeq and is a predicted model, not a curated record. Gene Ontology annotation, biological process: negative regulation of MAPK cascade; protein dephosphorylation. The coding region runs from base 848 to 1435 and encodes 195 amino acids. Gene Ontology annotation, molecular function: protein tyrosine/serine/threonine phosphatase activity; MAP kinase phosphatase activity. The transcript is spliced from 4 exons. Gene Ontology annotation, cellular component: cytoplasm.
UUUUGAUAGUUGAAUGGUUUCUGUAGCAGAAAGUACACAGGAGUAGUUAGCAACCAAAAAAGGGCAAAAGCAGAAUGAAAAAAACAGCUAAAUGCAGAAUCAAAUGGUGGAAGCUAAAAUGUAAAACUGGAGCUGAGAGAUUAAGUGCAUUAUAUGGAAAAGCAGAGAACACAAGCAUGUUGUAGGAUCAGCUUAAAGGCUGGAUGUUAAAGUGGAAGUUCCUAACAGUUAAAAUGGAGAGAAUUAGGUCUCAGCUGGUCCUGUGUGAGGGUCUCACAAUACUCAGAUGUGGCUCUGUGCACCUCUCAGAAUCUCCCUAUUGAGUCAAACAACAUAACUACUUGACUAUGUGACACCACCCACUAACCCUCUCCAAUACACACUCAUUAUAAAUUCAUAAAUAGUCAGAAAUUAAUAUUAAAUAUAAACUGUGUUUAUUCAAAAACUGUACAAGCCUAAUAGCUGAUUGUGACCUGUUUAAAGCUUAAGUGAAGUUUCUAGCACAAAGUAUGCCGAACUAGUUGAACAGCAUUCAUGCUAAUUAUUUUUUAUGUGGAAACUGUUGCUGGGGUCCACUUUCUCUACAUCUGCCAGCCAGCAUUCAGAUCUUUAAAUAGACAGCUAUUUUGAUGCAAAAGCAUAACACAGGCCCCUGAGGGCUUGAGGCACACGAGCUAGAUUUAAUUUGAGGGUCAAAUGGCCUGACAACGCUUAGGACACCCUGUGGUGAGUACAUCUGAGGCAAAGAAGCCUGCAAUCACCCACUCUGUUUGACACAGCAGUUGCAGAGGACCUGCUUGGGAAUACUUCUCUUACAGUUUUUCACUGUGAAGCCACAUAAAAAGAAAUGUCAUAUACAUCUAAACUUCCUGCAUCCUGGAAUGACAAACCUCCUCCUCGGAAAGUGGAGAUUGACCUGAGUUCACCUGGUCUCGCAGUGUUUGAGUUGGAGAGACUCUUGUUUACUGGCAAAGCCAUCAUCAGCCAUGCAGAUGAAGUGUGGCCUAGACUUUAUGUUGGUGACCAACACAGUGCAGAGAAUGUGGCUGAUCUGUACAAACAUCGAAUCACACACAUCCUGAAUGCAGCUCACAGCAAACGCAGAGGACAGCCCGAUAUCUAUGAGAACAUGAGGAUCACCUACAUGGGUAUAGAGGCUCAUGACUCCUGUGGCUUUGACAUGAGUGUCAACUUCCAGGCAGCGGCAGACUUUAUCCAUAGGGCUCUCAGCAGAGGAGGCAAAGUGUUGGUGCAUUGUCAUGUAGGGGUGAGCCGCUCUGCCACCCUGGUCCUGGCUUACCUGAUGCUGAAGCAGAAUCUGACCCUUGUGGAGGCUAUAUGUGCCGUGAAAGAUAACCGUGGUGUAAUCCCUAACAGAGGCUUCCUCAGACAGCUCAUCAAACUAGAUGGAGAGCUGUUCGGCACACAUCACUGAACCCCAUCUGAUAGUAUUACUGGGUCCACAACAUAGGGAAGACAGAUCAAAUAUACUUCCUAACAUAGAAAAAUGAGAUGCCCUAAUUUCAUUAAAUGAAUAUAUCUUUUUUUUUUUUUAACUUUUACUUUUACUGCUACUAAUUUAAAGUUUUUUCUAAGUUUUUGAAGAGGGACUAAACAACAUCUUAUCAUUUCCUGGAUCAUGUUUUAAUUGCCAUGAACUAAGAAAAAAAAAAGUGUAUUCUGUCAUUUUGUACAUGUUAAUUUUUUUUACAUUAAAAAGAUUAAUUUGA